Molecule: messenger RNA, 660 nt
Organism: Odobenus rosmarus divergens (Pacific walrus)
Lineage: Eukaryota; Metazoa; Chordata; Mammalia; Carnivora; Odobenidae
Gene: EPCIP
Product: chromosome unknown open reading frame, human C21orf62
Exons: 1
Coding region: 1-660 (219 amino acids)
Source: RefSeq, a predicted model, not a curated record
AUGGCACCACCUUUGGGGCAGAGCCUCCUGCUGGCCAGCACGCUGGGCAUCUUUGUACUCCACAGCUUCUCGAGUGGGCAGAAGAACAGCACGCUGAUUUUCACGAAGGAAAACACCAUUCGGAACUGUAGCUGCUCUGCGGACAUCCAGGACUGUGACUACAGUUUGGCCAACCUGAGGUGCAGCUGCAACACCAUCCUGCCUUUGGCCCUGGAGCAAGCCAGCUACAGCGACCAUCUGACCAUCUGGUUCACCGAUGCAUCUGCCCUGGGCCUCCUGUUGAACUUCACACUGGUCCAGGACCUGAAGCUUUCUCUGUGCGGUACCAACACUCUCCCCACUGAGUACCUGGCCAUCUGUGGUCUGAAGAGGCUUCGCGUCAACACCGAGGCCAGGCGCCCGUCACCAGAGCAGAGCCUACUCAUCUACAACGGCGGGGAAAGUGAACCCAGACAGAAGCCCGUGUGGUUUCGAAGAGGCUGGCAAACAUGUAUGUACAUCUCAUUCUUAGAUAUGGCACUUUUCAACAGGAAAUCCUCCUUAAAAGCCUACAGUAUUGAAGACACUGCCCACAUCACCAACCAUUUUCCUUACUUGUCUUACUUCGAAACCUUCCCGAUUUUAAGCAAUAGGAGCUAUGUCAUCACGUUCAUUUACUAA